AUAUUUACUCGUAGAUACUUAAAGGGUUUGUAGAGGAACACCAACCGCGCAUCCGUUAAUACGAUCCUGCAGGGUUCCCCUACUCCUCCUCGAUAUCUCCCACCAUUCGACUUUCCCCGUCCCGCUAGGCGGCCAAUCGGUUCCUUGUUUGCCAUACAAAAUCCAAUAGUUUGCCUUGUACCUUCGUGCAGUGCGAGAAUGUAUUUCGUAUUUUCUACGAAUUUCGGCGGAUAGCGCGGUAAUUCUUUCAGUAGCUCGACGUGUAAUUGCGAAAAUGUGCAUUCUUUCGUGUCUAUUUACGCACACUACACGAUUUCGAUGGUCUUAAGAAGAUAUCAAGAGAAAUAAGCAUAAGAGCAGGAGGCAAAGACAGAAAUUCCGGUUCAAUUUCGUGAUAGAAGACCGGACGCCCGUUCUUGCAAGAAGAGCAAAAAAAGAAGAAAAAGUUGUAGAAAAGAAGCGAACGAAAGGAAGGAAGAGAAGAGGAGGAAGAAGAAGAAGAAAGCAGCUUCUCUCCGUGGCUUUGUGGCGAUUGUGUAGUGGUGAAGAAGGUUGCACGAAUCACCGGGAUGAAGUUGUGUGCCCUCCCCUAUGUGAUUUGCCAUGAAACGCGUUCGCGGGCUGGAUGAAAUAGCGUCAUCAGCAGCAACGUUAAAACCUUCAUCAGUGAGCGGAGGAAGUGGUCUAAGCGGUGGUGGAGGAUUAGAGUAUCAUUCAAGCAGUGGAAUAGGCCUGAUUGUACCUGGUCAAGCAGUUCGAUCUGUUACUUCUAAAGAAAUGCCGGGAAGUAUACAAUUUGGUACUGCCCAAGCUCAACAGCAGUAUACCGGGGCAAUUGUUGUACCAACUGCUACUCCAUCCCCUAUUAAAGGAACUGGAUCUGCAGGAGGACUUAAUUCUACAUGCAGCGGUACUAAUGUAAAUACAGGUGGUGGAUUACAUGGUGGAAUAAGUAGUGGAAGCAAUCACAGUAUGGGUUCUCAGCAACCAACUACAGGAUCGCAAACUCAAGUUCACACACAACAGCCAACAAUUAGACAUAAGAUACAUUCAAGCAAUGUAGCACCAUUGGCAUCUACUCCCCCAGGUCCUGGAUUAGGUGGCGGCAGUGGAUCUCAACAAUUUCAAAGAUUAAAAGUCGAAGAUGCGUUAUCUUAUUUGGAUCAAGUCAAGUACAAAUUCAGUGAUCAACCACAGGUUUAUAAUGACUUUUUGGAUAUCAUGAAAGAAUUCAAAUCUCAGAGUAUUGAUACUCCAGGUGUUAUUACACGAGUGAGCAAUUUAUUUAAGGGACAUCCUGAACUGAUUGUUGGUUUCAACACUUUUUUACCACCAGGCUACAAAAUAGAAGUACAAGCAAAUGAAAAAGGGUACGCAUUCCAAGUAUCAGUUAGUAUUCCUAGUCCGACUGCUACUCAUACAACAACGUUAUCGCAACAUCAUUGUACGGUGAAUGUUGGUUCACCACCUGUAGCAAGUCCGCCAACACAACCAGCAAAAGCACCACCAGUUUUACAAAUAAUGCAGGGAUCUGGGAGUAUACAUCAUGCCUUGGCGAAUAAUAUUUCCAACAGCAGUUUAACGGUUCAUGCACCCUCGCCACCCCCUAUUCAAUCUUACAACAAUUCUCAUGUUAGUGCUGCACAAGCUCAGGCAGUAAGUCAAGCUCUUAGUCAAGCUCAAGAUGGUAUUCCGACCAGCGGCCAAACGCAACAAAGUCAACCUGUCGAGUUUAACCAUGCUAUUAACUACGUUAAUAAAAUUAAGAAUCGCUUUCAAGGUCAACCUGAUAAAUAUAAACGAUUUCUAGAGAUAUUACAUACGUAUCAAAAAGAACAACGUAAUUUGAAAGAAUCGGGUCAUAUAAGCGGUACAAGUACUGGUGGUAGUACUGCUACUAAUGUUAAACAUUUAACAGAAGCUGAGGUUUAUAGUCAAGUUGCUAAAUUAUUUGAAAAUCAAGAAGAUCUACUUGCAGAAUUUGGUCAAUUUUUACCAGAUGCGACUAAUCAGCAAAGUUCGUUGUCUGCUAUGUUUCAGAGUAACAAGACUGCUCCAGUAAGUGAUCACACAACAAUAAUAAAGAAACCAUUGAGUCUUAAAGCAACUUACAACAAUUCUGCUAACAUUUCACGAGAUCUUCGGGAAUCAAGUGGCACUUGUAUAUUGGAGCGUGAUACCAGAGAUCACAGAGAUCGUGAUCGUGAAAGAGAUAGAUCAGGCGUCCGAGAAAUCAGCACUGGUCAAAAAUUAGGUCACAGUACAGGCCAGCUAAAAAGGAGUCCAUCAUUUUCAACUUCUGUUACGGGAGGUAAUUCUCACAUUCAACAUGGACCACCUCCAUUAAAAAAGCACAAAGUAGCAUCAAUGCGAGAUGUUACUAUAGCUGAAGCUGGAAAAUAUGGUACAUUGAACGAUUAUGCAUUUUUUGACAAGGUUCGUAAGGCUUUAAAGUCACAAGAGGUCUAUGAAAAUUUUCUUCGGUGCCUUGUACUUUUUAAUCAAGAAAUCGUUUCUAAAUCAGAAUUGAUACAAUUAAUUACACCUUUUCUUGGCCGUUUUCCGGAGCUUUUACGUUGGUUCAAAGAUUUUCUGGGCCAUUUAUCUGAUUCUUCCAAUACAUCAACAAAUAAUACAGGGAGCGGUCUAGGAGUCGAAGCACUUCCAAAUAAUGUGGCGCGUGGUCACCAAGAACGACCUCAAGGUGAUUUAGCGAUGGAAAUUGAUUAUACAGCGUGCAAGCGAUUAGGAGCUUCAUAUUGUGCUUUGCCUAAGUCUUAUGUUCAACCAAAAUGUACUGGUAGAACGCAAUUAUGUAAAGAAGUUUUAAAUGAUACAUGGGUAUCAUUCCCAACUUGGUCAGAGGAUAGUACAUUUGUUACAUCAAGAAAAACUCAAUAUGAAGAAUUUAUUUAUCGUUGUGAAGAUGAAAGAUUUGAGCUUGAUGGCGUGAUAGAAACCAAUGCAUCGACCAUUAGGGUAUUAGAAGGUGUCCACAAAAAGAUGAAUAGGAUGAGCCAAGAAGAAAUUCAAAAAUUUAAACUAGAUGAUUGUCUUGGAGGUUAUUCUCCCACGAUACAUCAACGUGCAUUAAAAAGGAUAUAUGGAGAUAAAGCUGCUGAUAUUAUAGAAGGUCUUAAAAAGAAUCCUGUAGUUGCAGUACCAGUCGUUUUACGACGUUUGAAGAGUAAGGAAGAGGAGUGGCGAGAAGCUCAAAAAGGCUUUAAUAAAAUUUGGAGAGAACAGAAUGAGAAAUACUAUUUGAAAUCUUUAGAUCACCAAGGUAUUAAUUUUAAACAAAACGAUGUGAAAGCUUUAAGAUCUAAAAGUUUAUUUAAUGAAAUUGAGACUUUAUAUGACGAGAGACACGAGCAAGUAGACGAAGGUACCAGUGAUAAUCAAGGAAACAGUGGUCCGCACUUAGUGUUACCUUAUAAAGACAAAUCUGUCUUAGAUGAUGCAGCUAAUUUAUUGAUACAUCAUGUCAAACGACAAACUGCUAUUCAUAAAGAAGAUAAACAGCGUAUCAAACUCUUACUUAAGCAUUUUAUACCAGACCUCUUUUUUCAUCAACGCCAAGAACUUAGCGACGAUGAGAGAGAUGAAGAUGAUGACAAAGAGGAUGUGGGUGUGGCAGCAUGUAGUAAUUCUCAAUCUAUAACCAUGUCAUCGCCACAUGGUGGUCUUCAAGCAAACAGGAGUAAGGCCCCACUUUCCCCAGUCCUGUCUUCCACUUCGGUUAAAGUUGAACCUGAUAUCAAAAUACCCAUGCAUGCCCUAUCAAAUGAUCCUGAAGAGGCAUACACUCUUUUCAUGGGCAGUAAUAAUUGGUACCUCUUUUUGAGGUUACAUCACAUCCUCUGUGAAAGAUUAACUAAGAUGUAUGAGAGAGCGGUUACCCUUGCAGAAGAAGAAUCUAGAUACAAACAGCAACGUAAGGAGAGUACUGCUGUGGCUCUUAGGUUAAAACCAAAAAGUGAAAUAGAAAUCGAAGACUAUUAUCCUGCCUUUUUGGAUAUGGUGAAAAAUGUUUUGGAUGGAAAUAUGGAGAGUACGGCAUAUGAAGAUACAUUGCGUGAAAUGUUUGGUAUACAUGCAUAUAUUGCUUUUACUUUGGACAAGGUUGUGACAUAUGCUGUGAGACAAUUGCAGCAUUUAGUGUCCGAUCCUAUAUGUCAACAAUGUAUGGAGUUAUUUCAAAGAGAACAACGUCAACCAAAAGAAAGUAGUGGAGCUGGUGGAUUAUGUGUUACAGCUUAUAUGAGGCUUGGUGCUGAACUUUCGUAUCAGCGUAAAGCAGAAAAAACAAUGGCUGAUGAAAAUUGUUUCAAAAUAUAUAUAUAUAAAAAGGAUUGUAAAAUGACAAUGGAACUAUUGGAUACAGAAGGUGAUGAGGCAAUGGACAGUGGUUGUAGAGAGAAAGAAAGAGAAGGAGUUAUGAUAUCUGAAAAAUGGUCAACUUAUGUGGAGAGGUUCUCUGCUCCGCCUGGUCAAACUAGCCCGAAAGAUACUUCUGCUGCGGUAGACAAUGAGCCAACGACCAAUCAUCCUGUGAGUAGUGACCAGGCAGCAAGGGGGGUUCGGGGCAGAAAGCGCAAGAACACUGACAUUAGCAAGAAGAUGGAUGGACACGGUUGGAGUUCUUUAAACAGGAUUUUGGCAGGACGAAAACCAGUGUUUUUAUACCGUAAUGUCAGACAGUGGCGUAAGAAAGCUGCACAAUUGAUGAGAGCGUCUGUUUCUACUGCUAAUCAUUCUGAUAAAGUCUCAGAAACAUCCAGCAAAGAUAAAACACUGGACAAUGUCAGUGCACUUUUGAAAAGGCCAUCGGGCUUAAGAUUGACAGAUACUGGUGACACAUCAGAAAUUAUUGCUGCUGACGAAACGCAAUGUCGUUUCAAUCCAAAUAAUUAUCAGAUGCUUUAUGUUGCCAGUAAAGAAGCUUUUCUUUAUAAGCAAAGUUCAUUUAGUCGAGCUAGGGAGUGUCAUCCAGCAGUGACAAAACACUUGAAUUCUAAAUUUCACCAGUGGCUGUCAUCAUGGGCAUCUAAAAAUGUCGCAGAUGUUCAACAUCGGCUGUGUCAAGAUUGGUUAAUGGGACGAUACGAGAAUUUGAUUCCUCAUAGAACGCGUGUCAUUACAGACAAUGAUCAAACGCGAUCACCGUAUAGACAAUAUAAUCGGUAUCGGGUUGAACGCUUGCAGUCGGAUGUUCUUACAGAACCAUGCAUGUAACUUUAAUAUAUUUUCUCUUAUUUGUUUCUUCUUUUUUUCGACGAUUAUAUAUUAAUUUUUAACAUGACUAAAAUAAGCAACAUUUACCCGUAUUCAUGUACAUGUAUUUAAUUACUCGAUAUCAAUGUAUGUUCUUUUAGAUCACCAAAUGAUUAUGAAUCGAUACAUUUAAAAUACUAUGUAUUGUAUAUGGAUCUCGAAAUAUUUUUGGCCUCGCGUUAUAUAUUCAGCCAAAUAUUUUUAUUUACAUUACUAAAACGAUAUUCAAUAUCUCUUAUAAGAGCCUCUCUUCGAUUAUUGUAUUAGAAUAUAACAAAGGAUGUAUUUAACCAAUUAUUAUUGAUUUUUUUCCGUGUAUAUAUUAUAAUUUACUAAGUUUAACAUUUGACAAACACAAUAUCCUUCAUUUUUUACAUAUGUUAUCUAAUUAGAAAUAUCACAGGUUGUCAUCGCGUGUACAUUAUGUUACAUCAACAUAAUAUUCUAAUAAUAUUUUAUUAUUAACGAAAGUAGCUUCGAAUAACA
Polistes canadensis is the source of this 5760-nucleotide messenger RNA. RefSeq names its product paired amphipathic helix protein Sin3a (gene Sin3A). The transcript has 19 exons. NCBI's taxonomy places the organism in Eukaryota, Metazoa, Arthropoda, Insecta, Hymenoptera, Vespidae. Gene Ontology annotation, cellular component: chromatin. The record is from RefSeq and is a predicted model, not a curated record. Gene Ontology annotation, molecular function: transcription corepressor activity. Gene Ontology annotation, biological process: negative regulation of transcription by RNA polymerase II. The coding region runs from base 604 to 5235 and encodes 1543 amino acids.